AUGAUGAGAAGGAGCGUGGUGGGCGCAGCCAGCACUCGAGUGGCGGGCUGGCAGAAGCGCGGGAUAAAGCUGCCCGGAGUGAAGGACAUCAUAGCGGUGGCGUCGGGCAAGGGCGGAGUGGGCAAGUCGACCGUCUCCACCAACCUCGCUCUCGCCAUCUCCGCCCUCGGCAAACGCGUUGCGCUGUUGGACGCCGACGUGUUCGGGCCUUCGAUCCCGCGCAUGCUCAACCUCUCCGAGCAGAAGCCGCAGGUCACCGACACGCAGCAGCUGCUGCCGCUGUCCAACUACGGCAUCAAGUGCAUGUCGAUGGGCUUCCUCGCCGAAAAGGACUCGCCUAUGAUCUGGCGCGGCCCGAUGGUCAUGGGCGCUCUGGAGCAGUUGCUGCGAGCAGUGGCGUGGAACAACAACGGGGAUGUGGACGUGAUGGUGAUCGACCUCCCACCGGGCACGGGCGACACGCAGCUGACGCUCACGCAGCGGGUGCAGCUCACGGGCGCGGUCAUCGUGUCCACGCCGCAGGACAUCGCCCUCGAGGACGCCCGCCGCGGCGCCAACAUGUUCCGCAAGGUGGAGGUGCCCAUCCUCGGCCUCGUCGAGAACAUGAGCUACUUCGCCUGCCCCAAGUGCGGCGAGGGGGCGAGGCAGACGGCGAAGGAGAUGGGGAUGGAUUUUCUGGGCGAGGUGCCGCUGCACAUGACCAUACGCGAGACCUCCGACAGCGGCCGGCCAGUGGUGGUCUCGCAGCCGUCGAGCCCGCAGGCCGAGGCCUUCAAGCACAUCGCCCGGCAGGUGCUCGACAAGAUCCAGGACCCCGCCUUCCGCAAGGACCAGGAGGCCCCGCGCAUCAUCUACUCCUGA
Molecule: messenger RNA, 861 nt
Organism: Acanthamoeba castellanii str. Neff
Lineage: Eukaryota; Discosea; Longamoebia; Acanthamoebidae
Product: ATP/GTPbinding-like protein
Exons: 6
Coding region: 1-861 (286 amino acids)
Biological process (GO): iron-sulfur cluster assembly; mitochondrial respiratory chain complex I assembly
Cellular component (GO): mitochondrion
Molecular function (GO): ATP binding; 4 iron, 4 sulfur cluster binding; ATP-dependent FeS chaperone activity
Source: RefSeq, a predicted model, not a curated record